Messenger RNA from Aureococcus anophagefferens, 3616 nucleotides. RefSeq lists its product as hypothetical. The transcript has 3 exons. Bases 1 to 3585 code for a protein of 1194 amino acids. NCBI's taxonomy places the organism in Eukaryota, Pelagophyceae, Pelagomonadales, Pelagomonadaceae. The record is from RefSeq and is a predicted model, not a curated record.
AUGAGGCGCCUGGUCGCGCUGCCCCUGGCCCUGGCCGCGGGCCUCUUCGCCGCGCUGUCGCUCGUGAGAAGAACGCGACCACUCGCGCAAAUCUCUCUAGCAACGACGAGCGCACACGUGCUCUACGUCUCGCCCGACGGCGCCGACGGCCCGUCGCGGGGCCAGAGCCGGGACGCGCCGCUCAAAAGCGUCACCUACGCGCGCGACCUGCUGCGGAGUCGCACGCCCGGCGCGAGCGCGACCGUCGUGCUCCUGCGGGGCACGCACUACCUCGCGCCCGGGGAGCCCCUGUCGCUCGGGCCCGAGGACUCGAACACGCGCUUCGUCGGCGAAGGCGCGACGCUCAGCGCCGGGCGGUCCAUCCCCGCGGCCUGCUUCGAGCGCGAGGGUACGAGCGACAUCUGGGCCUGCAAGCUCGACGACGCGGGCGGCGGCGCGCCGCGCGUCGCGAGACUCGACGCGAGGACGUCGCUCCCCGCGCGCGCGCCGAACGAGGCCAAGGGCCGGCCCUACGAGUCCGGCUGGCUCUACGUGGACCAGGUCCUCGUCUCCGGCGGCGACUUCGCCGUCUUCACGGUGGACACGGCCGCGCCGGAGACGCCCGCCUUCUUGGAGGACGACGAGUGGGCGGGCGGCCGCGCGACGAUGUUUCCGCGCGACUCCUGGCACAGCUACCAGGGCCUCAUCCGCAACGCCGACGGCGCCUCCUACACGCAGAGCUCGAGGCAGCGCGUGCUCAACAUGACCUGCCCCGUCGCGGGCGCGUGCGACGCCGACGACACGGAGGUCAAGGCGGGCUGCCGCUUCUACGUCUACGCGACGCCCGACGGCCUGAGCGAGGGCGAGUGGUACCUGGACGAGGCGCGGCGCACGCUGCGCGUCUGGCCGCCGCGCGCCUCCGCCACCUUCGACGUCGAGGUCGUGCUCCCGACGGCGGGCGCCGUCGUCGAGGUCUCGGGCGCGGACUUCGCCGAGGGCUCCCCCGCGACGCCCGCGACGUCCAUCGUGUUGGAGUCGAUAACCUUCGCCGACGCCUCCUACUGGCGCCACGGCUUCCAGAACGGCUUCUCCCAGCGGCCCGACGCGCUCGGCUUCCCGGACGACGCCGCGGUGCGCAUCUCCGGCGGCCGGGACGUCGCGGUCAGGAACUGCACGUUCCGCGAGCUCGGCGGCGGCGGCGUCGCCGUGGGCAACGGCAGCGCGGGCGUGGCCAUCGCCGGCAACGUCUUCGAGCGCCUGGGCCAGAGCGCGGUCAUCUUCGUCGGCAACGCGACGUCGCAGGCGACGGACUCGGAGAUUUUAGACAACCGGAUGACGGACAUCGGCACGAUCCACGGCUCCGCCGGCGGCGUCGUGCUGAGCAGCGCGUCGCGCAUCCGCGUCGCGCGCAACGACAUCAGCAAGAUCGCGCGCUGGGGCGUCCACGUGCGCCACUUCGCGCCGGAAACCGUCGGCGGGCCGUCGCUCGCGAACGUCGUCGAGCACAACCGCGUCGUCGAGACGGGCGAGACGACGGCGGCGCUCGGCGCCAUCUCGACGACGGGCGUCUGGCACAACGCGGGGCUGACGAACUCCGUGAUCCGCUACAACUGCGUCCGCGACACGAUUGGCUUCGACAAGGGCAACGCGCGGCCAGACGAGACCUUCGGCAUUUAUUUGGACAACGAGGCCUCGGGCUACGACGUCCACCACAACGUGAUCCGCAACACGCAGGACGGCGGCUUCAUGGUCCACUACGGCCACAACAACACGGUCUGGAACAACGUCUUCGCGAACGCGUCGCUCUCGGGCUACGACACGACGGGCGGCGGCGUCUGGGCCGACGGCGACGCGGCCUACAACACGACGGGGAACACGUUCUGGCGCAACGUCCUCGUGGUCUACAACAACUCGGGCGAGAUGCCGCCGCGGCUUCUGAAGGGCGAGAUGUACGCGCCGUACUACUCGACCAUCGACGACAACGUCUACUUCUCGCCGGACCUGGACCUCGCGGCCUGGAACUCGAGCGAGCUCACGCCCCUGGGCACCUGGGCCCAGUGGACGGCCGCGGGCUACGACGCGCGGUCCAAAGUCGCGGACCCCAUGUUCCGCGACGUCGCGGAGGGCGACUUCUGCCUCCUGCCGGACUCGCCGGCCUUCGACCUCGGCUUCGACCCGAUACCCUUCUCCGCGCAUCGCCGCGCCCAGCGGAGCCACUCGCACGAGCAGUCGCGCGCGACGACGGCCGUCUGCAUGUUCGAGCGCGGGACGCGCGUCGGCGGGCGCAUCCACAGCCUCCGCGGCCAGGGCCCCGCCAAGGACCUCGUCGUCGAGGCCGGCGCGUACCGCUUCGUGCUCAACCGGACGUGCGCGGACAUCGAGGGCUGGUCCUGGUGCCUGUCGACGCCGCUGACGCGCGGCAUCGUCGAGGAUUAUUUGGAGUUAAACUGGACGCGCUACAACCCCGACGCGACGGCCUGGGACCACGAGCUCGCGAAGAUCACGGACGCGGACGGCGCCGACGCCGGUUUUUUAACGUUCGUCGAGGACCUGCUCGCGCGCGCAGAGAGCUCCGGCCGCUUCGAGGUCUACUUCGGCCACGAGGUGACGUCGCUGGCCAAGGUCGACGGCGGCUACGCUCUCAACUUCGCCGACGGGUCGACGGCGCUCGCGAAGCAGGUCGCUCUAAACCUGCCGCAGACGCCGCUCCUCCGGGUUUUGGCGAAGAGCGCCAUCGCCGAGACCGCCGCGGACGUGCCCGACGUCGUCCACACCAUGCUCGCCUUUCCCUUGCUGAAGCUCUACGUCCACUACGACGACGCCUGGUGGCGCAACAUCCUGGGCCUCACGAGCGGCCCGUUCAACAACUCGGACGCGUGGAGCUGGAAGGACGACCCGUCUCCCAUGGCCCAGGACGACUGCCUCGCGGCGCGCCAGCUGCCCUUCGUGCUCCAGGGCUCCUACCACGACGGCGACGUGCGCUGCGACGCCGACGGCGCCCGCUGCCGCGGCUUCAUCCAGGCCGCGUACAUGGGCGACGUCCAGGCCGUGCGCCUCUACCAGCAGUUCCACUUCGCAGAGAACGGCGACUCCGUGGCCCACCUCGACGCCGCCAACCCGCACGACGACAAGCUCCUGCGCCAGGUCCACGAGGCGCUCGUGGCGUACCACGCGCCCAUGAUGGACGAGGCCGCGCUCGAAAAGGUCCGGGGCCUGUCGCCGAACAUGGGCGUGCUCUCGAUCUGGGACCAGACGGCCGCGGGAUUUGGAGCGGCCUGCCACAUGCCCAAGGCCCUCGCCAAGGACGGCGCGGGCGUCGCGCCGGAGAAGAUCCCGUCCACGGCCAUGCGCCCCUUCGGGCCGACCGAGGACAUCUUCCUCGCGAACGAGGCCUACGGCACGGUGGAGUGCUUCGCCGAGGGGUCCCUCGUCAUGGCGGAGAACGUCGCCGCGGCGCUCGGCGUGCCGCCGCCGACGUGGAUCGACCCGGCCAUCUACGACCAUGACAUCCGCUUCAACGCGUCCGUCGCGCACCCGUCCGGCCGCGCCAAGGGCGCGUCGCACCCGCGCGGCGACCUCGCCUUCAUCGAGGCCCUCGCCAAGUAGAAGGGCGCCUUCGUUUAACUGUAUGCUAGAA